GUAGUCACAAACACGGCAACUACAUUGCCUUUCGCGCCACAUCGUACAGACUUAGCCUGCCUACUCCAUCCGCGGUCCAGGAUCGUGGGCAGGUACUGCGCUCAUCUUCAUAAGUAGGACAUCGCUGCGUACCUGUCAUACAUAUUCAAACCGAUCCACCUUGCAAGAUGAAGUGGCUACAAUCAACAUCACCUCGCACUUCAUGCGCCACCUCGGAUUCGUCCUCCAGUCGAACUACCAGUGACCCUUCUGCUUACACCAGUGUUGCCUUAACAGCAAGACAGAAGGCGUAUAUCCGGAGCGAAUAUCAAGACAACACCCGCUGGGACGUGCCUGUCGGGGAAUUUAUACGCGCCGUCUCUCUCGAGGAGCUGAAAAUCGCAGGAGACUUCGAGGAUAUCCUAUUACGGUCUGCCUCGUAUCAGGGCGCAGACACUGACGUGGCACAGAAGGGGGCUAUUACAAACAAAGUUGCGCCUCUGGUUCGACUAGCAGCUUCCUUUCUGGCACAUAUAGACAGAUCAGGGCCCUUGCAUGCCCGAGUUUGCCCCUCUCCCAACCGAGGUUCCUUCUCGCCGAAGGCAACCACCCCGACUCCCCAUCCAAAUCUCAUGGCUGAAAGUUGGCCGCUUAUGGCAAACGGCAAACGGAAGCGAGUCAACGCGGACGGCACGGACGACGUACCUCCGCUCAAGCGGCGCCUGCGUCCCACUCCCAUUCCCUCACAACAGCAAGCUAUCGACUCGGAGACAAGCGAUACACUAUUGCCACAUGUCAUGACUGACGCGGAGAUGCAAGCGAUCGUCUACGUAAACGACGCCCUCUCUUCCAGCGUGUGGACCUUUGUCCUGGGUUGGCUGGUCGAGGAAGACGAAGUCCGACUCGUCUACGGCGAUCGCAUGGGUCUUGUCUUUACGCAGCCCUUCCCCCACCCGAAGGACGUGGGCGAAAGCCGCGCAUCGAUGGUUCCCGGCAUAGGGGUUGUUCGUGUAGGGAGCCUCGGGUUCGACGAAGGCCUGAACGGGACCAUCCAACUGGAAGAUUCUUUCGGAAGCGAAGGUCCCGCAUACACGAAGUUCCGGCUGGAUGUGCUGGGCGAGGAUGGUGCAGCUACGAAGCUCGAGUUUGACGUCGACAAGGAUGAGUUGUUAUGUAUCCCGUCUGGUCUUCUUGGUCGGGGCACAAUCGUCGCCUCGAUGACCGCGCCAUCCGGCAGUGAGGCGGAGAGGAAAUGCGGCUCCGAGACGCUCGUCGCGAAAGUGGCGUGGCCACACAAGGGUUGGAAGGCCGAAGACCAAGUAAUCCGCGCCGUUCGCCAAAGUCUGGCGGACAAGAAGAAAGGGAGGUACUUAGACCAUAUCGUUGACCUGAAGUGCGCCGUCACGAAGAGCAUCGAGGAGAUGGGGCUGCCUCGUGUUGCGAUGGGGAUCAUCCCCGAGGAGCAAGACCUGCGCGUCUGCCGCACUCUUAUCCUGAAGCGUUACCAACGCUUGGAGGCCAUCGGGUCUGCGGAGUGUUUCCACGUCGUGUUUGUGGAUGUCGUUCGUGCUCAUCACUGGGUGUACGAGACGUCGAAGAUACUUCACGGCGAUAUCAGCAUCAACAACAUCAUGUGGUUCAUCAAGGACGGGCAAGUCAUCGGUGUACUGUGCGACUGGGAUCUCGCAGAAGAUCAUAGCAACGGCGACCUUCUGUCUAUUGGACCCACAGAAGCGGUGGGCGCUUCGUUGCCACCAGGAACGAGCACGGGCGAGAAGAUGGCCAAACCGUCGAACGAACCGCAGAGCCAAACCGAUGCGGAGCAAGUCCCGGAGUCGACGACUGUCCCAUCGGAGGGCGACCAUAUGCGAAAACCGAGAUACCGCACGGGUACUGGCCCGUUCAUGGCGCUGGACCUUCUACGCGAAGGUUAUCCUCCACUGCGCAAGUAUCGCCACGACCUCGAGUCGUUCUUCUAUCUCUAUGCCUACGCCGCCGCCGGAUACGACCCGACAAACAACAUAUUCCGACCGAUCAAGCAAUGGCAACUCGAGUCGCUCGUCGCUAUUGGAGACCAGAAGUACAAGUUUCUGACGAAUGAUGUGGAGAACGAGGCCGUCUUUUCCGCCGCGCACGAAGAGUUCAAGCCAUUGCUGGCACCGGAGGGUUUCCUGAUGCAGCUCCGAUGGAUGUUCAGGAUCGUGGAGCGCAAGAUGGACAAGAUCAAGGAUCUCAAGAGCAUUGCAAGAUACCUCGGUUCCGCAGAGGAUGUUGAGGCCAAGAUUUGUAAGGCUGAGAGGAAGAGGGACGAGAUGGCUACAUACAGUGAGUUCAUGAGCACACUCGGAGCGUCGGAGGAUAUAUAGACUCGAUUUUCUGUUCCCCCCCUUGUUUCGUUUGUUUGCUCCCUUUAUUGUCACUGAGGGC
Rhodofomes roseus is the source of this 2406-nucleotide messenger RNA. RefSeq lists its product as uncharacterized. The coding region runs from base 168 to 2345 and encodes 725 amino acids. The transcript is spliced from 4 exons. NCBI's taxonomy places the organism in Eukaryota, Fungi, Basidiomycota, Agaricomycetes, Polyporales, Fomitopsidaceae. The record is from RefSeq and is a predicted model, not a curated record.